GUACCAGUGUGGUAUUCACUGGAUGCACAAAAAAAUUCUCGAUCCGACGAAUAUAAAUACAUUAACAGUUCGCACAAAAUGGGAAUUCCUCAUCGUUGCCGAGAAAAUGGUACUUCUAUUUUUCGUAGCUAUUUUAAGAUUUAGAAUGCCAUGCUUUUCCUCAAAGCUGCGCACGAAAGGGUUUCCCCCGACGCAGGUGCAACUCUACGCCAGCUGUUCCUAACUUUUUAAAAAUCGAGUGCUUCCUCGUUAGAGCGGUAGGAAGUGCACUUUUUCGGUUACUAAGUUAAUGUAUAUAUGUAUGCACAAAUGUAUAGAUGCAUAUAUGUAUAGAUGUAUGUACGUAUGUAUAGAUGCACAAACAUUUUGACGCUUGGGUGAUUCGCAAGUGGAGGUACUCUACCGCAUACCUCAUACCGCGUUUCUGGGCCACGAUUAACGGCGUAGCACCUGUGCAGCGUAUGGCAGUGUUGGCUUGGCGCCUAGUGCUCAUUAUGUAGCAUCUAGAUGUACGCGCGCGCGAGAGUUGGCACAUUCCUGCGUGCAUACAUAUGUGGGUAGGUAGAUACAUACAUGCAUAGGUAUGCCGCCUUCCCCGCGCAUCUAUCCCGUUGACCAUGAACGGUGCGAAGUAACGAUGGGCAGAAUGUAAGAGGGACUCGGCUAACAAAAAAAAAAAAACAGCUCUGAAGAGUAGCAACUGUGUACUUGGCACAAUUCUGUGCACCAAUAUUUACGACCCGGAGAGAGAAAAGGAGAGUCUUCCUCCGUUCAUUGGCAUUAUGGGGAACACCCUGAAUCGGUUUAUUUUUAAUAACCCCGUCGAGGGGUGCUACGAAAAAUUCCGCUUGGACUUUAUUUUUGUUGAGACGGAGAGCGGGGAUAGAAUUGCGGCCCACUUCAUCAACAGGAAAGCCCCACUAACCAUUCUGUUCAGCCAUGGCAAUGGUGAGAACAUCUACAUGUUAUAUGAUUACUUUUGCGAGACGUCCAAAAUAUGGAAUGUGAACGUGUUCUUGUAUGAUUACCCCGGAUACGGAGAGAGCACCGGAACGCCCAACGAAAAGAGUAUGUACCAAAGUGGAAGAGCGGUGUAUGACUACAUGGUGAACGUCUUAAACAUAAAGCCAGAGAGCAUUGUGCUGUACGGGAAGUCCAUAGGUUCGUGCGCUGCGAUCGACAUAGCCAUCACGAGGAAGGUAAAAGGUAUAAUUCUGCAGAGCGCCCUAAUGUCCCUCCUGAACAUUUGCUUUAAAACGCGGUUUAUCCUCCCGUUCGAUUCUUUCUGCAACAUAAAGAAGAUCGGCAUGGUUCCCUGCUUCGCCUUUUUCAUCCAUGGCACUGACGACAAGAUAGUCCCCUUUUAUCACGGACUGAGCCUCUAUGAAAAGUGCAAACUGAAGGUGCAUCCCUACUGGGUUGUCGGCGGCAAGCACAAUGACAUCGAGUUGAUUGAGAACAAGAAGUUCAACGAUAGCAUCAAAUCUUUUUUGAAGUUUCUGCGUAAUGUGUAGCCGUCCCUGAGCGUGUCCCCUUAGUUUUGCCUCGCCUUUUGCUGCACUUCAUAUCUGCUCGAAAGCGCAGCUUCGUCGCGGCGCCCAUAUAAUUCCCACGGACGCGCGAUUUAGUCACAACAUGGGGGUCCCCUUUCCCAUUUAUCAACUUUACAUGUGCAAGUGUUCAUAUGAACUGGGGACCCCCCGCGGACGUUCGUUACAAAACCCAACUAGCACACCUGGUGUGCAAAUGAAAAAUAAAAUAAAGGCGCACAUCGUUUCGUGUCAUGGAUGAACAUUAAAAUGUAGGUACCCACCUACGUCGUACGAUGAAGGUGCGGUUUUCACGUUUGAAAUGUAUGCCGGAGGGGGAGGGACUCCCACAUGGCUGUCCCCCGUUUGCCAUCCUCCGUUUGCCGUCCUCCGUUUGCCGCUGCCGCUGCUCGUUCCGCAUUUUUUACAUUAACAACAAACCUUGGUAUGUGGAAGGGCAUGUUGCAGGGGAGGUACACAAAAAAAAAAAAAAAAAAAAAUUCGACAAGGCAAAAAGGUCACUUUUGCCCUUCCUAAAUAACGUGCGCAGAAAAAGUUAAGCGACGUUUUGCUGUGGGAUGGUCCUACGCAAGGAGAGAGGAACUGCCGUUGGCCUUUAUCGGAAGGCAGUCACAAUUCGUCACCUGGUGUUUCAGCUG
Plasmodium vivax (malaria parasite P. vivax) is the source of this 2188-nucleotide messenger RNA. RefSeq lists its product as hypothetical. The record is from RefSeq and is a predicted model, not a curated record. The transcript has 8 exons. Lineage: Eukaryota; Apicomplexa; Aconoidasida; Haemosporida; Plasmodiidae. The coding region runs from base 783 to 1514 and encodes 243 amino acids.